Molecule: messenger RNA, 789 nt
Organism: Cercospora beticola
Lineage: Eukaryota; Fungi; Ascomycota; Dothideomycetes; Mycosphaerellales; Mycosphaerellaceae
Gene: FMP32
Product: Fmp32p
Biological process (GO): mitochondrial respiratory chain complex IV assembly
Cellular component (GO): mitochondrion
Source: RefSeq, a predicted model, not a curated record
AUGAGCGUUCCCGCAUUGGCCUCUCGCGCCGUCCAGCGAGCCUGGACUGCAAGCUCCAUUCGCCCCACCGCAUCUCUUCUCCAACAAACCUCCUCACAACCUCACACUCCUCCCUGCUCCGAAAGCAGACGAACAACCGCCACAGCAGCCUUCGCACGCAACACCUGGGCUCAACGCCGAACCACACCCUCACCCACCAUCCACCAUGCCGCCCGCCGUGCCUUCUCCGCCACCACCCCCAACCGCAAAGACCACCACUUCGACACCCUAAAAUUCGUCCAACGCCUCCAACAAGAAGGCUUCACCGAAGAACAAUCCCGCGCAAUGAUGGUAGUCCUCAGCGACGUAAUCGAAGAAUCAAUCCAAAACCUCACUCGCACAAUGGUCCUUCGCGAAGACCAAGAAAAAGCCACUUAUACCCAGAAAGUCGAUUUCGCAAAACUUCGCUCAGAGCUCUUAUCAGCCGAUAGCACGGAAUCGAGUCUCACGCGGGCUAGUCAUGAACGGUUAUCGAACGAGUUGACGAAAUUGAACAAUCGACUCAGGGAUGAGGUGCAGAGGACGCAAGCGAGCGUGAGGCUGGAUUUGAAUUUGGAGAAAGGGAGGAUUAGGGAGGAGGCGAAUAGUCAGGAUUUGAAGAUCAAGGAGACGGAGACGAGGAUUGAGCAGGAGAGUGCGGCGUUGAGGGAGAGGUUGGAGGCGGUGAAGUUUUCCACGUUGCAGUGGUUGAUGGGUGUUUGUACGGGUACGGCGGCGAUUAUUCUGGGUGUGUGGAGGUUGUUGAUGUGA